Capsicum annuum is the source of this 321-nucleotide messenger RNA. Its product is annotated as 30S ribosomal protein S11, chloroplastic-like. Gene Ontology annotation, biological process: ribosomal small subunit assembly; maturation of SSU-rRNA from tricistronic rRNA transcript (SSU-rRNA, 5.8S rRNA, LSU-rRNA); translation. Lineage: Eukaryota; Viridiplantae; Streptophyta; Magnoliopsida; Solanales; Solanaceae. The coding region runs from base 1 to 321 and encodes 106 amino acids. Gene Ontology annotation, cellular component: ribosome; mitochondrial small ribosomal subunit. Gene Ontology annotation, molecular function: small ribosomal subunit rRNA binding; mRNA 5'-UTR binding; structural constituent of ribosome. The transcript has a single exon. The record is from RefSeq and is a predicted model, not a curated record.
AUGACAAAAGCUAUACCAAAAAUUAUUUUAUGUAGGAAUAGAUGUAUUGGAUCAUGUAAGGGUGCACGUAGAAUACCAAAGGGAGUUAUUCAUGUUCAAGCAAGUUUCAAUAAUACCAUUGUCAUUGUUAUAGAUGUACGGGGUCAAGUAGUUUCCUGGUCCUUCGGUGGUACUUCUAGAUUCAAAGGAACAAGAAGAGGAAAACCAUUUGCUGCUCAAACUGCAAUAGCAAAUGCUAUCCGUACCGUAGUUGAUCAAGGUAUGCAACAACCAGAAGUCGUGAUAAAUGGUCCUGGUCUCGAAAGAGAUGCAAAAUUAUGA